GAGGCUGUGAUGGGUUGACAGGUGCGUGACAGUCGGAGCUCUCUGCAGGCAUGUACGGCAAAGGCAAGAGCAACAGCAGCGUCCCGUCCGACAGCCAGGCCAGGGAGAAGUUAGCGCUGUACGUAUAUGAAUAUCUGCUCCAUGUAGGAGCACAGAAAUCUGCCCAGACGUUUUUAUCAGAGAUACGAUGGGAAAAAAACAUCACGUUGGGGGAACCCCCCGGGUUCUUGCACUCUUGGUGGUGUGUAUUUUGGGAUCUAUACUGUGCAGCUCCAGAAAGACGAGAGACAUGUGAACAUUCAAGUGAAGCUAAAGCCUUUCAUGAUUAUAGUGCUGCAGCAGCUCCCAGUCCAGUGCUAGGAAACAUUCCCCCAGGAGAUGGCAUGCCAGUAGGUCCUGUACCACCGGGUUUUUUUCAGCCUUUUAUGUCCCCUCGAUACCCUGGAGGUCCAAGGCCACCUUUAAGAAUACCCAAUCAGGCACUUGGUGGUGUCCCAGGAAGUCAGCCAUUAUUGCCUAGUGGGAUGGACCCAACACGGCAACAAGGACAUCCAAACAUGGCUGGGCCAAUGCAGAGAAUGACUCCUCCAAGAGGAAUGGUUCCCUUAGGACCACAGAACUAUGGAGGUGCAAUGAGACCCCCACUGAAUGCUUUAGGUGGCCCUGGGAUGCCUGGAAUGAACAUGGGUCCAGGAGGUGGUAGACCUUGGCCAAACCCAACAAAUGCCAAUUCUAUACCAUAUUCUUCAGCAUCUCCUGGGAAUUACGUAGGUCCUCCAGGGGGUGGAGGGCCUCCAGGAACACCCAUCAUGCCUAGUCCAGCAGAUUCAACCAACUCUGGAGACAACAUGUACACUUUAAUGAAUGCAGUACCACCUGGACCUAACAGACCUAACUUUCCUUUGGGCCCAGGGUCAGAUGGCCCUAUGAGUGGUUUGGGUGGAAUGGAUUCACAUCAUAUGAAUGGCUCUUUAGGCUCAGGAGACAUGGACAGUAUUUCCAAAAACUCUCCCAGUAAUAUGAGCAUGAGUAAUCAGCCUGGCACUCCCCGGGAUGACGGUGAAAUGGGUGGAAACUUUCUAAACCCUUUUCAGAGUGAGAGCUACUCCCCUAGCAUGACAAUGAGUGUGUGAUCCAUUACCAAGUCUCCUCAUGAAGACCGCAGUGAGUUGGCCCUCUUCAGAGAGCUACUACAGAAGAAAAUUACUCGUCCCAGUGUACAGUUUAACAAAAGGAUCUCAGACACAAUCAGACCCACCAUUUUUCCUACCAUCUCCCCAGUUUUGUCAAGAAAGUGGGUCCAAAAAUGAUUCCAACAACUGUAAAGAGUGGCAUAAGAGAACUGCCCAAGACUGAACUGCAAACAAUUUUCUGUGUAUGUACAUGUACGGGUAGAUGUAUAUAUGUGUGCCUGUGUGCUUGUGUGUGCACUAUAUAGACAUACACACACACACAUACAUAUAUAGACCCGCAGGACAUUGUAAAAUAUUAUCACAUGACAUCUUAAGUAGAAAUAAGAAGUAGGGACUUUUAUUCCAUCUUUUUUUCACGUUUACAUUUUAACUAUUAAAAUUUGCUUUCCCUCUCCCCUCCUGAACUGUUUUGUGCUGCAUAUAUCACUGCUUUAUAAGUUAUUUUUUAAGGUGAACUCAAAUGAUAAAUUGUCUGAUUUUGUAAAUGUCUGCCAUUAUGGAUAGGAAUAAAAUUGCUUAUAAGAGGGCUUUCAUUAACUUGUGUUUGAUACCAGUUAUCCUGUGAAUCACAUUCUGUGCUGUCUCAAGAAAUAGAAGAAAGCUCAUUUUAAUUUUUUGGAGAAAUUUAAUAAUUUUUCAUCAAGCCUUGGUGACAUUUUUUAUACUUUGCCUUUAAAAAAAGAAGCACUGAUGGUUAUUUUCUUCCUUAAUUGAAGCCUAAUUAUCUGCAAUAUCUAUUUUAAAUGGAAGCCUGAAUUUGAUACAAGCUUCUUGGUUUAUACAGAGUACUUUAAGGUUGCUGUAAGUGAGUUCCAGUUGCUAUAGAAUCUAGCAAUAAAGUGUCAGGGCUGCUUCUGCCCUUGGAAAUGAGUUUUCUACUUAGCAUGAUCUUCCGUAGGGGUGGUAGUUAGUAGAAAUACAGUAGAAUUCUUACUACUGAAACCUCCUUUUCUAACAAACUGCUGGCGUCCCUCCCUUUUCUACUGAUUCUUAGCUGAUUCCCAAUUAUCCAUAGUCCUGAUUGUCUUAACAUACUUAGUGUCUCCCAAGCCAUUCAGAUAAUCAGGACUCCACCGUACAUGAAUGUGUUACUUUUCACUAGAAAUACUGGAACAGAACUUCUCAAAAUCUUUCUGUAUGUGUAAUCAUAUAGGUAAACCAAAAUACCUGAGCAUUUCAUGGUUAUGACCCAUGCUGAGAGCAUUGGAAGGCUCAAGCCUUUCUGCCAGAUAUAGGAUGUCAACAGAGGUCUGAACCCAUUCUGUAAGGAGUUCAGUAUACUGUAUUUCAAAGCUGUGGAGAUAGUGGAAAAAAGGAGAAUGGUGACACAGCUUCCUUAACAUUAAAAAAAAAAAAAAAGCCUUUUGAAGGAGACUCCCUUAAAGUGAAGCUCUAACUUCUGAGGACCUGAGGUUAUGUUAAAUUUAGUGCCCUAUGACUCCCACCUUUCCCAAGAAAAUGAAAGAUUGCAGCUGUACAUAUGGUGUUAGGAAGGCUGAUGUUCAGGAUCUCAGGCACAAAGUGGCUGAAUUAAACUCACUCUGCAGGUUUAGAACAAAGUUCUCAUCUUUGCAUGUGGAAGGUCCAGAUACAUAGGGAGAGAAGAGCAUCAAGUACAGUGCUCAUAGGAAGAUUUAUAAGGAGAAUUUUUGCCCUUAAAUUUUAAUGAAGGGUUGCAUGUAAUGGGCUCAGUGGGCUAGCAAAUCCCUGCAUGUAUAUAUAAAUAAAGAUAUAAUGUUUUUACUCCAUUGCUGGCAUUAUACAAACACAAAACUCUUCUUAGAUACCAGGUACCUUGAAAUGUUGUUAACAUUUUAAAGAUUUUAAGAGAAAGUAAUUUUUAGUUACAAAUAAUUUUUAAGAUGACUUUAAAUUAGGUGAAAGCAUUCAUACGUUAUCACUGACUUUCUUCCCAAUAAUUAUUAUUUAUUUUUUGAAAACAGGUCAAUUUUUAUUCUUUUGAAGGAUCCCAGCAGCACUAUGAUCAAUUUUACUUACACAAAAUGCAAAAUGAGACCUUAAUCCUGCAAACACUUACACAUGUAUUUAACCUUAUUACUGUGAGGAGUGGCAGGGAUUUCAGUGGGGCAAAGUAAAGUGGGGUUGUGGCCUUAAUAUUUACCACAUAAAUGACAGAACUUUUUAUGAGUUUUACAUUAUCAGCAACAGUUUAGUUUAUAGUAGGGAAUACACCUGAGCAUUAAAUAAAAUUGUGCAAUGUAGAGUACAGAAUAGAAGUGCAUCCUUUAUUCAGUUUCCAGUGCUGUGUUUUUAAAUGUAAAAUCUUUGUCAAAAUAUUUUCUCAUAAUUUCACUCCAAUAGCAUGAGAUGCUUCCAGAUACAUAGUGAUUCUUUAUCACCCUCCCUCCCCUGCCAUGUCCCACUUGCAGCAUGUCAUCAACUUUGCAUAACAGGAUAGAUCCUACACGAUUCAAGUCAUUCAAGUAAAAAAUGGCAAAGAGGGCAGGAUCAGCCCCUGCAUCACUUCAGGUAGAAUUACAGGGCAGGAUCUUGCAGUGUGUUAAACAUGUAAAAUAACAUUUUGCACUCAGGUAGCCAGCCUAAUACAUUUUGAUGGGACCCAACAUACGUGUGAGCUGUGUGAGGAGCCGGGCUCAGCUGGAGACAGCAGCAGUGGCAGCAAAACCAAUUCCGCCUCCUUGCACCUGCUUCCAGGCUAGCAGGGAGUACCCAGGGCAAUCAGGCAAGGAGGAAAAACUUGCUUGCUGCACUGCUGCCACAGCAACAGACAAGGAAACAGGGAAUGGGAGGGGAGGGGAGAUGCUGCUGAGCAUAGAGGGGAAGAGAAAAGGUUCUGAGAGUGGGGAAGGGAUUCUUACCUGCAUUGGGAGGGUUAUAAAGUCUUUGGCUGCUGUUUCCACAGCGUGGUCUGCCUGUCCCACUGUGAGGUGGGGGGAAGCUGGGAGUGGCAGUACAGCUACCCCUGCAGCACAGAUUGCUGCUCCCACACCCACCUUUACACCCACCUGGAUCCACCCAUGCUUACAUCUCUGCAAGAUCAGGGCUGUAGCUAUAUUUCAUUAUCCAACCCAUCUCUUGAGUUCUAAUGGCACAUUUCAUCACACAUAACUAAUAAUGAUCACCACUACUCUCCCCUUGCUUUCAUAGGGACUGAACUUGCAGGUGAUCCGUUAUUAUACAUGUGAAUAAAGUUAUGCAUAUGCAUGUGGGAAAAACAAUAUUUAUUUGCAAUAAAAACACACAGGAUAUUAUUUAUGUGUGCUAAAUAUGCAAUUAAUACAAGGACAACUUUAGCUUUGAAAGUACUGUAGGGUUGGUUAUUUGUUUGUUUGCUUGUUUUCUUGCAUACUUUCCUUGCUUACAAAGUCCUUGUAGGAGUUUGCAAUACUAAGAAAAAAUGAACAUGGCAAGAAAAAUUACUUGAGAACUAACUUUUUUUCUUCCUACCUGUGUUUCUAAUGCACUGGAAGUCUACAUGCAGUGUAGCUGCUUUUGGUUUCUAUGCUUAUGCCUCAGCAUUGCUGAUAAGAGCAGACAGAACUUGUCCAGUACUAGGAGUAAUGAGAACUCAACUGGAGCCAGGGAAUUUUAACAGUGCAUUUUAAGAGUUUUCUUUUUAUAUGUGUGAUGAAUAGGACAUAUUUUUCUUACCAUUUUUUUUUCAAUUAAAUAUUUUAAAAUAGAAGAGGUGGAAUCUCAUAUGGAAUAGAAGAAUCAGGGAGUAAUGGAUUUUCUUCCUCUAUAGAAAUUCCAGGAAAAAUCCUGGCCCUCUAGAAGUCACUUGGAGUUUUGUCAUUGACUUCAGUAGUGCCAAAACUUCACUUUCUUUGUGAAUAUGUGAAAAGUAACUUUCACAUCUGUAUCUUAUUUUCACAUGUAGAUUUUGUGUAAACAAUAUUGCCCCUUUUGUGCUUAUUAAAAAAGGAGGAAGAAAGGUAGCUGCUUGAAUCACAAGUAUAUUAUGUAGCCUGAAAUGUACAAUUUAAAGUAUCUUAAUAUUUUUAUAUAGAAGUAAGGCAUUUACAUUAUUUUACUAGUAAUUUCUGAUUAUGAGGAAGAACUGAGAUUAAUUUAGAGCUCAUGAAAAAUGCUGCUCUAAUAGCCCUUGGGACCCAUUUUUUUUAGUUCCACACACCCCAGUAAUGUGCUUCACCCUGGAUCUGGAAGGACUUCUGCUUAAAAGUGAGAAAAUAGUUCAGUCUCCUUUAAGUUGUUAGUCACUGUUGGCUGCAUGCCAUAGUUACCAAUUUUCAUUUUAAAACUUGCUCAGCUCAUUAUACAGAGAAACACAGUGACCAACUUUCAAUUAUACCCAACCUCUGCUGUGGCCCAGAAGGGCACCAUAUCCCAUUGCCAGUUGCCAGCCCCCUGAGACAUCCACUAACACUCUACCCUCCCACACAUGCAAACACACACUUUUGCGGUUUAAAGCAAAAUACUGUAGGAUCAUUAUUUAGAAUAAUUCAAGUUAGGCAGAAGUGAAAGGAGGCCUCUUCUGCAUGGAUAGCAACCUGGAAUCUCUUUAUCAGAAGGAUAACAGCCUCAUUAAGUGGCUAAAACACAUUUGAAUUUUCCCCUGUCUCAUGAUUAGCAAAUGAAAUACUGUACGUAAGGAGGACUUGAAAUUAGAUGGGUAAUUUAAUGAGGGACCAGCUGUUACAAUAUUCAGAGUUGCACAUUUUAUUCUUUUUUCUCUCUACUUGAUUAAAUGAAUUUUCAACUAUUGCACUGAUUUCUAUGUCCUUGACCAGUAAAUAAUUUUUAAGCAUUACAGUCCAUUCCUCCAAUUCCUAGACAUCCUUCAUAUUUGCUGUUGUUGCUGUUAAAGGUGUUGGCUAAACUGUGCAAGAUUUGUCCCUAUGCAUUUGAAGUGGAGAGUACCACAAAUGUAAAAAUUAAUACAUCGAGAAAUUGUCAGUGUAGGUAACUAUAUCUUCCUUUAAAUCAUUCCAAGUAAUAAUACUUAUAAGACCAGCUCCCAUUUCAAAUCAGUCUGGAUUUGUGUGGAGAGUUUUAAAGAUGAAAUUCUUGCUGAAGUACAUAUAUUCCAAAUAAAAAAUCAUUUACUCCCUUUUCUAGAGUGACAAUUAGUUUCUCUUCAAGCUGAUGUUUGCAACAAUUAAAAUAGCAAAUUAUCAUACCAAGGAUCUAACUCAGUAUUUCAUGGUAUAAAAGAAGAUAUAAAAAAUUCCAUUCAGUCCUCAAAUUUAAGCUACUUCUAAAUAGUGUGUGAAGCUUCCUCUUCUCCCCAUCCCCAACAAUAUUGGCCUGGGCUUGCAGGCCCCUGCUCAUGAAAGUUGUCUCACUGACACAAUAAUAGUCUCACAUAACUCAUAUAAUUAUGUAACUCAUAUAUCUUACAUAAAUGUGAGAGCUAAAGGUUUGCUGGAUUGCACCCCGAACUGCACCUCCAAUGUUUAUUUAACAUAUGAUCUUAUUCAGCAGGUGCCUACCCUUGAUGUGUACACAGCAGAUUGAAAGGGCAUGUUACAGUCAACCAAAUGAUGUUUCAAGCUGAAAGAAAAAGGGAGAAUCGGAUGAGCUCUUCAUAUCCACCAAGCAUUGCUUGAGUGCAUGCAUUCAUUCAUUUUCGGUUUCAUAAUCUUGAUAUCUUAAGUGACAGUAAUAAAUUUAGAAUUCACUGAAGGACCAUCCACUCAGAGACUUGUUAAAAACCCUGAUCCUACGAACACUUGCACAACUUUUUUUUAUUUAAGGCGUGCGAGUGCUUAAUUUAAGCACCUGAACAGUCUAAUUGAAGACAAUGGGACUACUCAAAUGCAUGUGUAUGUAUUUGCAAGAGCCUGAAAUAUUAAUUAUUGAGUCUUCUCUGAAAUUUUAGCAAUCCCCAGGUGUACUUAUGCAUUAACAUCGUUGAUGUCUGGAAUAGGAGUUUGCUUUCUUCUGUUUCUUAAUUUAUUAGACAACUAUCCAGUGCUACCUAAAACAUUUCUGUGAACUUGCCCUCUCAUUUUGUUUCAAAUUGUUUAUUCACCUCUAUUAAAACAACUAAAAGCCUUGCACUAUAUAUCCAAACUCAUAUUUGGUCACUGUUCAUAAUUUAAGUUUAAAAUAUGUAAGGAAGCCUCUCAUGAAAAGGAAAAACUUUCCAUAAAAAUGUAUAAAGGUGUUUGCCCUUUCCUGGGUACAUGUUUUUACAUUUAAUAAAAAUACAGUUUUCAUUUGUAACCUGAAACUUUCAGUUUUUGGCCACUAAUUUAUGUGUGCAAAAGAGGUUGAGAAAACAAAUUUCAUUGUUUCAUUUGGAUUCAGCAUAAGAAAUACUUGCUGGAUGAGAAACCAGCUCAAAACAAGAUUUACUCCAUUGUCAUUAUGAAUAAGGAAGUUGGAUUUUAUGCUAAACAGUACCUAACCUUCAAAAAUAAGAUUCCUGUUAUCAAACUUAUAGGAAGUUAUAAGGGCUCUAUACACAAAUAUAUGAAUUUCAUAUGCAUACUCUAUUUAUUUUAUAAUUAUGUACAAUAGAUGGCCUGGUGCAGCCAGUUAGCUCUGUAAGUUUGUGUCUUUAAAGCAAGCAAAACUGAAAGAUACAAAUUGGACACCCUGGCAUGUUCACAGAACUUGGUAAGUAGUGGAAGAGGUAUCCACUGAACUCCAGGUAUUCUCAUGCUACCUUAUUCUCUUAUAUUUAUCAUUACUCACUGUAAGGUUACAUGGAUCUGGGAGCUUCCUCCAGAUUUUUGUAUGCGCAAAAGAGAAUGUUCAGUUCCAUUUUAGUAGCACCAAAAUUGUAGCGGCAGUAGCCUGAGGAACAUCAGGAGAAAACAUGGGUGAUUUGAACAAGUUUUGCACUUUUUCAGUAAAUGGAACAUAAGAGAACUGAAAAUAAAUGAAAAGUUGGAUUUAAUUUUUUGGGCCACACACCAAUAAUUACGCUGCCCCAGCACAGAAGGAUAUGCUAAGUUACUUUUCUGUCAAAACAGUGUUUGCACCAAAUAUGAUAAAAUGAUUAGCCCUACAAAUUGGAUCUUCCUGGUGGCUAAUCUUGUUCCUUUUUUUUCUCCUCUCAUUAAGCUUACACUUUCCAACUAUUUACAGCAGGCCAGCUGCAAACUGUGUUGCAAGAACAAUUUACACAAAAUCCAUGCAAAAUGUUGUUUGCAUUUGUGAAUAGAGCCCUAACUGUAAAUAAAUUAUUUCAUCUGUCAGAAAUGUCGCAUUAAACUUUUUUUGUGUGUGUAAGAACCAUCGUGUCAUUUAAGGGCAAGAUCCUGGAAGCUGCUCAUAGUCCUCAGCUCUGCAGAUCAGGGCAAUUAGCAUCUCACAGGAUUGGGUUCCAGAUCAGACAAGAGACUAUUUUUCUAUUUUUGUAAAUGGCCUGAAAUAAAAAUUGCAGUUUGCCAUACAAACUGGGGAGGAAAGCAAUUCUAAACAAUAGGCAUUCAAUUGAAAUAUAAUUAUAGAAUGCUUUUUAUGAAAAUUGUCCUCAUAAUGCACAUGAUUCAAGAAGUGCACAUUAUCAGUCAUAAGCUACUUAACAGACAUCAACAGUGCUGAUGGACAAAAUUCUGUAAAUGGCUACUUCUUUAAUACAGAGAUACAAGCUAAAUUGCUUACAGAUCCCAGUGGGACACUACUAAUGUAAAUCAGAGGUCCCUCUCUUGAUCAAGAUACAGCAUUGCUUAUUGGGACCUGUAAUCUCCACAGGCCCCACCUCUUUUAUAAAUGAAGGAUGGACAAGUUUGAGUACCCUUCCCUCCAGAAAACUAGUCUAAUAGGGAGAAUGCAUACAUAUUUAUAAUGUUAUAAUGUUUACAGGAAACUAAAAGUGAUAUUUUUUGAAAUUUGACUUUUAAACAAUAUUGCUAAGAAACUUCAAAUUUAAAAGUACUAGUAAAGUAAUUCCCAUUUCUCAAGAACUCGCAGAGGUUUUUUUGGUUUACCACGUUUUAGAUGUUUCUUUAAAAAAAAUUAUUUCGUAGGCAAAAUCUGAAGUAUAACAUUAAGCAACAAUUUAAAAGUGGAAGUCAGAGCUUUGGGGCAUGGGAGAGUUGCAAUUUCUAAAAAAAUUCUCAUAAGAUUUUUGUUUCAGGACAGAAAGGAGAAUCCUUGCAAGAAACUUCAAUACACUCCUAGUGGCAAUUAAAGAAAUGAAAAUCACAGUGCUUGAAAUGUGCAAAGACCAGCUUUGAUUUGUCUCCUUUUUGUGGCAAGUAUCUCCUUGCAAAAAAAAAACCCAUUGUGAUGUGUCUACUUUGUGCAGGUCUGUCUUUUUUAAAAAAAGAAAAACUUUAUACAGAUUGCCCUUUCAAGCAUCUGGCAACAUCUGCUUCUGAUGUGGGGAAAGAGAACUUGAUGCCUAGUGCAUAAGGUCUAUUCAAUUUACUUAGUGUAAUAAACUAUUAUCAGCUUACAUUGCACAAGACACUCUGGGUAGGAAAUGCAUUUUUUAAUGUUGGCAUUUGAACAUCAGUAAUCGUGCAUAUUCUGUAAAUUAUUGUAGGUUUUGUGUAAGAAACCUUGUCACCAUUGCUUAAUACUGUAAACUGUUUUAAAGCAAGAGGUGGCUUUUGAUUGUACGGCCAUGUGUAUUAUAUAGUACAGUAGUACUUGUCCUGUCAUCAAAACUUGCUGUUCACAUACGGUUAAAGACUUGUUAAGCACGCUCAUUGGUUUCAGAAUGUAGUGCACACCAUGCAUGUAUCAGCUAUUAACAGGAACAUGAAAUCAAAUGUAAUACAGAAAAAUUCACCAUGGUUGGUGUCUUUUAGAGUGUGAAGUUAGACUUGAGCAAGCAAAGGCUAGCUGCAGUUUUAACAGGUUUUCAUGCGGGAUAUGCAUCUGUGUGCACUGUCUAGUUUAGGAGAAACAUGCCCCCUCCCCCAUAACACAAAGACUGAGUACAGUCAGACUGUGUGAAGGAACUACUUGAGGAUGAAAUGUCCUUCACCACUGCUUGCCCACCUAAGGCAGGCUACAGGACUGCAAUACCGUACCUCAUACCCAUUGUUCUAGCCUGCAAGAUUUCUUGCCAUAUGGAAAGAAUGCCAUAUGGAGCUGGUGUUUUCUCCUGCAUGCUCUGUACAUAUCCCCUGCACCAGAGCAGGGCUUCUAUCCCUCAUCUAUGAAGAGAAUAUCGACUUAAAUAAGACUUAUUCAGGUGGAUUUGAAGCAAACAAACAACCUCCUUGACCUGCCUCCCCCCCCCCCCGAACCCACCCAAGCUUUCCCCUUAUUUUUGCUACUUUACAGAGUAUAAUCAAGACCUGAAAUGGUGAAAGUUUGUACUCGUGCUUGGAAAUUAAAUCCUGUCGAGGGAGGAAUACUUUAUGACUGGAGAACUAGUAAAAAAGCUGAUGGCAUGAGCCAAGAAAACUGAGCCAUUAAGAGGAAAAGGGAUUGUUACUCAGAUCAUUUAAAACUCUGUUUUUAUUUGUGUUAAUUAACAGCUAUUUAACUUAAAUGACUAAUUAGCAUUUUGAGUAAAAGGAGCUUUUGUUAAAUAUGUUGCACCUUCAUCUUUCAUUUAAGAUGUUAGGAGCUCAGAAUAAACAUCCUUUAUAUCUCCUACUGGCUCUCCAGAUGAAACCAAGGAUAAAGUCCUGAUAUUUCUAAGGUUAAAAAAAAAAAACCUUUAAUAAAAUCCUUUCAGACAUUCUUCCUCCCCCAUAAUCAGGGCAAAAAGAGUACAAGCCCAAUUUUUCAAAACAAAAAAAAAAUCCUUGCAGUUCCCAUUAAACAAUUAGGGGCAUCACUGAGAGAGAAUGGCUUCCCAAAAUUGAGAGUGAACACAAUAUUUAAACCUAAUUUUAAAAAGAAAGUAAAAUCCUAGUAUAAUGUUCAAAAUAAGCAGGAAUGUAAUUUGAGAAAAUAAUGAAGAAAAUUCAGAAAGCACAAUCCUAAUUCCAAACAACUCUGAACAAAUACGUUCAAGUGAAUAUAAAAUCAAAAUUGCUAACAUCUGGGCUCUCCAUAAAUUUGCUGUCCCUAGACAAUCUACCCCAGUUCUCAGUACUUGUUCGAGUAGGUGAUUGCUGCUACAAAGAAUCAAUUUCACACUAACUCAGUUGAAAAACUCGAAAGUCCAAAACUUUCAGACACAAGUCUUAUAAAUAUCAUGCAGACUAGAGAACCUUGUUUUAGAAUAGAAAAUUGUUGUGGUGCAAAUCUCUCCCGACCUCAUUUGUGGUUGUCUUUUAAAAGCAGCUUCUUAAAUCAUUUCUGGAGGCCACCUGUGUUGACCAAAGAACAACAAGCUGUCUGACAUUGAUUGCUUCACUCCUCUAAGCGAUUUAGUCAUUUACUUUCCUACCUGCAACUCUGCAAAAGGGUUGUUUCCAGAAUACAUCUAUGUUUGAAUCUGGGCAGAAUGCUUUAGAAAACACAUCUUCUGUGUAAGAGUUCUCCUCCCUUAAAACUUGUUUGUGAAAUGUUCCUCAGCUCUUUACCAGCUACUUCAAGCGCUGAGAGUUUUGGUAUUAUCUCAGAAAGCUGCAACCUUAUUAUGACUGUGAUGAUGCAUUUAUAUAUUGAGAAAGACCUGUCAUCAGUUGUCUAAGAAAGCCCAGAACAUAGCAUAAACACUGUGAAUCCCUCAUAUGGAGGGAAGCCUCCCUAUGGAGAGGUCAAUGAGGGGACAUUUUCAUGACUUCGGUAAAGCCAAGUUUUACCCUCUGGAAAAAUUGUGGCAAGUUAGAAAAGGGGCAGAGAUGUGGCCAACAGGUCUAUGAACUGUAUGGGUCAACUGACCACAAUGCACAUCUGGGGAGACAUCCAUGAGCAGCAAGGCUGCUCUGACACACUAAUUCCAGCAUGUCGGAGCAGACUCUAUUAAUUGAAUCUGCUGGAGUGUGGUAAUUACCGUGCUCCAGCAGCCUCCAGCGUUUCACGUAUCAGCAUUCACACACUUCAAAAUGGUGGCAUGCGUGCUUUAUCUAAAGCUCGUUCUACGAACCUUAGAUAAAACGCCCCUGCUGCCAUUUUGAAGCCUGGGAACACAGGUACACGAGACGCUCCAGGCACUUUACUUGGAGUGGCUCUCAGAGCCACUUUAAUUAAAGCGCCAUCCCCCACCCUCCUGGAGCUUGUGUAGAAACACCGUCAGAGAACAAGGGACGCUAUUAUGCCAGUAGUUUAUAAUAGUAAUCCUGGAUCAAUUCCAUGGGCAUUUCAGAGUAUCCAUCCAGGUUUGGGUUCCUAUACAGACAUACAAAACACAGUUUUGUGGCUUUAUACAAGUGUGGGGGGAAAUUUUACCUCAUAGCAAAACUCUGAGGAGUAGGAAUUUGUGAGAAUAUCAUUUGAUUUUCUAUUAUUUUCAAUCUGGCAUCUAGUAACCUGACUACCAUACUGUUUUAUAUCAUGCUUUCUUAAUAAUUUUUAUUUGAAUAUUUCUGGAAGCCAUUACCCUCUUUUUAAGAAUGCCAAUAUUAGUUUAAGUAUGUAUUUCUAUUAAUGAUCUUUGACUGCCAAAGUUUUAUUCAUCUUAAAUGGCAUAUGGAGGUACCAUUAUGCUAUGUACCAAUAAGCCGAUUAUGUUUGUUGCUGUUUAAGUUCAGACUAAUCUGGUCAUUGUAUCUAAGAAGUUAAUGUGUAUCCUUGUUUUAAAUUAAUUUUUUAUAGUAAGAUGUCCACAUUUCUCAGAAAUAAGUCUUGACAGAAGGGAAAAAAGUGGGCUGUUUCAUUAAAGCGCAGUGGUUUAGCUGCUCAUCACUUAGGAUUUUGAGAACACAAGUAGUAAUGGCAGUUAGUACUUUUCACAGUAUUUCUUAUAUACUUUUUUCUCAUGCAGAUUUGGAGAUGAGGAAGUCCUAGGGUUUUGAUGGGUUAGUUCUACUGGUGGCCAUCACUGCAUGGGCUGACAGACUGUCUUCAGGUCAUAUUCAGUGUUGGACCCUAGAGCCAGCACCAAACCAAAAACCUUGAGAUUUUCCUCUUAUUCUAGUUCCACUGCUAUCUCUCUGUUCUGUCUUUUAACACUAUAAUAAUUAUUGUAGCACAAGCUCCCUCUGUAACAAGUUGAUGAAGAGCAGAGGUUGAAAAGAAGUGAAGCUUAUCAUUCAUACUAUCAGCUUCCUAAUGCACCCAACCUCUCACAGCCAGGGCCUUGAGAUGCAGUCUGCUUCUGAACUUGGCUUAUCACUUCAUCAAGCAGGAGUAGAUUUCAUUUUAUUUCAUAAGUCUAAGAGCAGCUGUAUUGAUAUGUUCACUUUGUUUUCUGAAUUGCAAGCCAUUCUGUAUUGAAAAUGAUUGUGCACAUUGUCUAGCAAUGAAUGAAGAGUUGGAAAUAGCUAUUUAUUAUGUGCUAAUAUACUCCCUGCUUACCAGUUAGAUAUUUCAAGUACUGAACUCCAGCAAAAAAUGCUGUUCAAGAAUCAUCUUAAUUUUAAUAUUACACUCACAUGAGAAUGAGAAUAUUUCUCUUGCUAUUUCUGAAUUUCAGUGAUUUUUGGAGAAAAGAGGAAAUGGCCCAAGUUCGUGAUGGGAAAGGUUACGGUGGUAACAGUUAAUUAACUAAUUUUCAGAUGCAUCAGAGUAGCAGGAUCCAUUCUGUCUAUCAGUUGAUAUACUUCUAGCUGCCUUGGUUAUUCCACAUUCUUCCCUUGUGCUUACUAAAGCAUUUUGACAUUCUAUAGACAUAGAAGAUGACACAGCCAACCUGUCAAGGUGCAUAGAAAUGUAGCAAUUACUAAAUUACAUUAUUUAGCAAUCAUUUAUUUUCCGUGUUAAAUUUUAAACUUACCUGUAUGUAUUUUUAUUAUUAUUAUUUCAGCAUUAUAAGAACUUGAGAAAGUUUGGGCAUAAAAAAGAUCUUCCAUAUGUAGCAAAAAAAGAUUUAUAAUUUACAUUAAAUGUAAGCUUGUACCAUACCUUCUACAUUUCCUGUGCCUUUAAUAUAUGUAUCUUUGAGUCGGCAAACUUCUUCCCCUUUCUUUGAUUAUUCUGUUAUAUCAAAGAUAUGCUGUAUUUAAUAUAGUAACAUCUGACAUAACGAACAUUUGAGGCUCACUGGAUUAGUCAGAGCUAACAUUUCUCAUUUCAGAUGCCAUAUUUUUCUUCACAGGAUCAUAAAGCAAAAAGACAUCAUGCAGGCAUUAGCUUUUCUAUUACCCAUCCAUAUGACUUCUUAUAGAGAAAUUAAAAUUCUGUUUUCUCAACACACACUCCAUUCUGCAUCCCUUGUUCUCACAAAACUCCAGUGACUUAAAACUUAUCACUGACCUGAGUAGGAAUUUUGGGAACACAGUGAAUGCAGGAUCAGCUGUUUAGCAGAAGUGUAGGCUGCUCUGUGUCUUUUCAGCAAUCAUAAAUGUAGCAUUUACUGACUUCUUUCUAGUGAAAACACUGAGCGUGCUUAGCACUUAAACAAGUUUCUGAGACAUGAGUGUCAGACUAUAUAAUUGCAUCUCAUCUAAUUUUGACACUUAACCACUAAUAUUUGAUGAGGCCUGAAUCUCAAUAGUAACUACAUGCUCUGAUUAUGAUAUACCAACUAAGAGCAAAAACUGAAAUCUGAGCAGUCUGCUUUAGCAUUGCAGAUACCUUUAAAAUGUGACUGUGAAAAUAUUUUUAAAAGUAUCUGAUGCUUGGCUUCCUUUACCAACCAAAAUGAUCUACAGCCUUCUGCACUGUGAAAGGCAACCUCUGCUGGCAAAUACAGGUUUUACACCUGCCCAACUUAUUAUCAGAAACUUCAUCCAAGCCAUAGAAGCCAUUCAUUUUAUUUGUGUUUGUGUAAUCAAAGCAAUUAGGGACAGAAACUCCAGGUGUGAAGGAGUAACUCUAUCCACCAUUUGACUCUUUUUUUUUUCUCUCUCAUUUGUGGGAGGUCAGUGUUUUUUGGGUUUGUUUGUUUUUCAUUUUCUUAAGUUAUAGCUGUAUCUUUUUAACACAGAACAGUCUAAGAACUGUUAGACUGGGCUGAUGGAACAUAGCAUUAGAAAGUGGAAGAUUCACUUUGGUAAAAAGGUGUAACACAUGCCAGUAGGGAAAUGCAUACGUCCAAAUAGUUUUGAUACCAAGACUACAAACCAAGAUGGUAAGAGUUAUGUAAAGAUUUGACAACAGAAUCUAUCCUCCAGUGUUUGGGUUUUUAAACUUUUGUCAUUUAUAUUUUAUUUUGGGAGAGAGGAGCUUGGGGAAUGUCAGACCACAUGAGAAAUUUUAGAAAUAUAUCACUCAGCAAUCAUUUUAUAAAGUUUAACUUCAAAAUGCACUAUGAUUUAUUAUAAAAAAUAUAUUUUCUUCUGCUUGCAGACAUGGUUGUUCCAUUUUGUGAUACGUUAAACUAAGCAGUUAAUUUGGUGCACUGCAUAGCUGCAUGAAUUCAUCACGUGUACAUACAUACCUGUGCAGCAUUAUUUUGGGUUUUGUAUUUGAAUUUGCAGUAUUGAUUAUUUUUGUAUUUACUUUGCCUCUGUUAUUGGAAUUGUAGUAAACAUAAUUUAUACAUAUGAUUUUACAACUGUUUUGCAACUGAGAAGUCUUUAAAUUGUAAAGUUUUAUUGAUGGAAACUCAUUAAAAUGGUAUAAGAAUUAUA
Molecule: messenger RNA, 15676 nt
Organism: Alligator mississippiensis (American alligator)
Lineage: Eukaryota; Metazoa; Chordata; Crocodylia; Alligatoridae
Gene: SSBP2
Product: single stranded DNA binding protein 2
Exons: 17
Coding region: 51-1133 (360 amino acids)
Biological process (GO): positive regulation of transcription by RNA polymerase II
Cellular component (GO): nucleus
Molecular function (GO): protein binding; single-stranded DNA binding
Source: RefSeq, a predicted model, not a curated record